UUCAAACUGGUUUAGUCUUUUCUGUUCUUUGACUCUCCCUCCUAUUCUCCCAAUUAAAUUAACAAUGUCCCUACGGUUUAUGCAAGUGUAGUGCUAUUAAACUAUCCUUCUAUUUUUCAUUUACUCCCCCCCCAGAUCUCUCUGUUUUUUUUUUUUUUUUUUCCUGUUCUUGUCUGAAGGGAGAUUUCUACUAUCUGUGUUUGUUUCAUUGCAUCCAUCUCUUAUCUUUAUUCGUUUCAAUUCACAAACUUUCCAAUACCCUUUUGAUCUUACUCUUGAUAAGCACUGGUUUGAUUCGUGAACUUCGAGGUUUGAUGUUUGAAUGUCUCAGCAUAGAAAAGGAUUUGACUUUCAAUGAGAUUAGAUUUGUUUUGUAAUCAGAUCUUGAUUGCUAUUUUUUGAGGUAUAAGUGUUAUGGGUAACACUUGUGUUGGACCAAGCAGAAAUGGGUUCCUUCACUCUGUUUCUGCUGCAAUGUGGCGGCCAAGAGAUGAUGCAGAUGAUUCGGUUUCCCAGAGCAAUGGAGAUUCUGUUUCAGGAGAGCUUCGUUCUCCAUUGCCUAGUGAAGUCCUGAAUAAACCUCCUGAACAGCUCACAAUGCCAAAGCCAGGUGGCACUAACAUUGAGAUAGAGAGUCAGCCUGAAAGGAAGCUAGAAACGCAAGAGGAGACUAAGCCAGAGGAGACCAAGGAGGAGACUCCAGCUAAGCCGCCUAAGAAGCCCAAACACAUGAAGAGAGUGACCAGCGCAGGCCUCAGGACCGAGUCAGUGCUCCAAAGAAAUACCGAAAACUUCAAGGAGUUCUACUCCUUGGGAAGAAAACUCGGACAAGGCCAAUUCGGAACCACUUUCCUCUGCGUGGAGAAGUCCACAGGGAAGGAGUUCGCCUGCAAGUCCAUCGCCAAAAGAAAGCUAUUAACCGACGAGGACGUGGAAGACGUGAGAAGGGAGAUUCAGAUAAUGCACCACUUGUCCGGUCACCAUAACGUUAUAUCCAUCAAAGGAGCGUACGAGGACGUUGUGGCGGUGCACUUAGUGAUGGAGUGCUGCGCGGGCGGCGAGCUUUUCGAUAGGAUUAUCCAGAGGGGUCAUUACACUGAGAGGAAAGCCGCUGAGCUGACGAGAACUAUAGUUGGUGUCGUGGAGGCUUGUCACUCUCUUGGUGUUAUGCAUAGAGACCUCAAGCCUGAGAACUUUUUGUUUGUUAGUAAAGACGAGGAUUCACUGUUGAAGACUAUUGAUUUUGGAUUGUCUAUGUUCUUUAAACCAGAUGAUGUGUUUACAGAUGUUGUUGGUAGUCCGUACUAUGUAGCUCCUGAAGUUUUGAGGAAGCAGUAUGGUCCUGAAGCUGAUGUGUGGAGUGCUGGAGUGAUUGUGUACAUUUUGUUAAGUGGAGUUCCUCCUUUCUGGGCUGAAUCCGAACAAGGUAUAUUCGAACAGGUUCUCCAUGGUGAUCUUGACUUCUCAUCAGAUCCCUGGCCAAGCAUAUCUGAAAGCGCAAAAGACUUGGUGAGGAAAAUGCUUGUUAGGGAUCCCAAGAAGAGACUAACUGCACACCAAGUACUAUGUCAACCAUGGGUACAAGUGGACGGCGUGGCUCCAGACAAGCCUCUGGAUUCUGCUGUUCUGAGCCGUAUGAAGCAGUUCUCUGCGAUGAACAAGUUCAAGAAAAUGGCUCUUAGAGUGAUUGCUGAGAGCUUGUCUGAAGAAGAAAUAGCAGGGUUGAAAGAGAUGUUUAAUAUGAUAGAUGCGGACAAGAGCGGUCAGAUAACGUUCGAAGAACUGAAAGCAGGACUGAAACGUGUAGGUGCUAAUCUCAAAGAGUCUGAGAUUCUCGACUUGAUGCAAGCUGCGGAUGUGGACAACAGUGGAACAAUAGACUACAAAGAGUUCAUAGCGGCGACGGUGCAUCUAAACAAAAUAGAGAGAGAGGACCAUUUGUUUGCGGCGUUUACGUACUUUGACAAGGAUGGGAGCGGUUAUAUAACACCGGACGAGUUACAACAAGCUUGUGAGGAGUUUGGUGUUGAGGAUGUUCGGAUAGAAGAAAUGAUGCGUGAUGUCGAUCAAGACAAUGACGGGAGAAUAGACUAUAACGAGUUUGUGGCGAUGAUGCAAAAGGGAAGCAUUGCAGGAGGAGGAGGUCCAGUGAAGAUGGGAGGACUAGAGAAAAGCUUUAGCAUUGCUCUUAAACUCUGAGUUUCAAUCUGUUACAAAACCAAAAGACAAAAACAAGAGUUUCUUGUGAUGCACAAGCCAAGAUUCUCAAAUCUUUUGAAUGAGAAAAUUGUCUUAAAGACUUGUGUUUGGAAA
Brassica oleracea var. oleracea is the source of this 2313-nucleotide messenger RNA. RefSeq names its product calcium-dependent protein kinase 1-like. Gene Ontology annotation, biological process: intracellular signal transduction; protein autophosphorylation; peptidyl-serine phosphorylation. Bases 415 to 2199 code for a protein of 594 amino acids. Gene Ontology annotation, cellular component: cytoplasm; nucleus. The transcript has 7 exons. Gene Ontology annotation, molecular function: calcium/calmodulin-dependent protein kinase activity; calmodulin binding; ATP binding. The record is from RefSeq and is a predicted model, not a curated record. Lineage: Eukaryota; Viridiplantae; Streptophyta; Magnoliopsida; Brassicales; Brassicaceae.